Zophobas morio is the source of this 483-nucleotide messenger RNA. RefSeq lists its product as uncharacterized. The transcript has 3 exons. Bases 1 to 483 code for a protein of 160 amino acids. The record is from RefSeq and is a predicted model, not a curated record. Lineage: Eukaryota; Metazoa; Arthropoda; Insecta; Coleoptera; Tenebrionidae.
AUGAUUGAAAGAUUGAGCGAGUUAAUGAAUGAUGUGUGGACGGGUAAAGGUUUUCCCAGGGAAUGGAGAGUAGGGCAAAUAUGCCCCAUUCAUAAAAAGGAAAAAGAGUUGCUAAAGGAAGGAGGUCGGGUAUAUGCACUGUUUGUUGACCUAAGAGUCGCGUUUGAUACGGUGGACAGAGAGUGUUUGUGGGAAUGCAUGGAGAGAAGAAGACUGAGUGAAAAGUUAAUUGCAGCAGCAAGAGAGAUCUAUAGAAAGACAGUGACUAGUGUGAGAGUGGGAGGAAUAGAAAGUGAAAUGUUUUGGACGACGAAAGGAUUGAGACAGGGAUGCCCAUUAAGUCCCAGUCUGUUUGUUUGUUACAUAAGCAAUAUCGAGGAAAUGUUUAGAGGAGUACAAGCGGGAGGAAUUGUGGUGGGGAGAGAAAAGAGAAAGAAGGGUCAAAGCAAUAUAGAUAAUGGGAAUGGUGUGGAGUAUAGGUGA